Phalaenopsis equestris is the source of this 315-nucleotide messenger RNA. Its product is annotated as RNA demethylase ALKBH5-like. Gene Ontology annotation, biological process: mRNA catabolic process. Gene Ontology annotation, molecular function: mRNA binding; demethylase activity. The transcript has a single exon. The record is from RefSeq and is a predicted model, not a curated record. NCBI's taxonomy places the organism in Eukaryota, Viridiplantae, Streptophyta, Magnoliopsida, Asparagales, Orchidaceae. The coding region runs from base 1 to 315 and encodes 104 amino acids.
AUGAUAAAAUGGAUGAUUAAGAGAAUGAUUCGAUGGAGGAUACUGCCAGCUGACUAUACUCCCAACAGUUGUAUCAUCAACAUAUACGAUGAAGGUGACAUCAUACACUCGCACAUUGACCAUAAUGACUUUGUGAGACCUUCCUACACGUUCUCUUCCAUGAGUAAGAGCAACAUUCUAUUUGGAAAAAAGGUAGAUGUCAUUGCCUCCGAUGAAUUCAAAGGAACCGUGGAGAUUCCGCUACCCAUAGGUUCAGUGCUGGUUCUUAAAGGAAACAGAGCAGAUGCCGCUAAACAUUACAUUCUAGGGGUGUGA